UAUGCGAGUUGCACCGGGACUGAGAGCACGUAUUCAACCUUGUGAUAUGAUUGCAGGUGGAUAACCGUCCAUAAUUGCCACUUUACUCGUUGAGAAGUACGUCGUGUCAUCUGUUGCUCAGAUACAUCUUAUUUUAAGGAGAAUCGCCUCGCAGCUGCUGGUCGGUCCCCUCGCGGAGUAACGGAGGACAUUUAAAGCCCGUAAUGUUCAAUCCACACAUCCAUCAGCAUCAGCAUCAGCAUCAGCAGCAGCAGCAGCAGCAGCAGCAGCAGUUUCACCAACACCUGCGGCAGCUACAACAACUUUUCCAGCAGCAGCCUCCGCCUCCUCCACCUCAGCCACCUCCGGGGCACCAUGUCGGUCAUCACCACCACCAGGGACAGCGAUCCAUCCCUGGUGCUCCCCAGGCAGCCCCUUCCCCCAGGAUGAUCAACAUGUGCCAGACCACCCAGACUACUAUCAUGGGCCCCAAUCCCAUGAUGCAGGGGGCCCUAUUGAUGCAACAGAUGCAGGGUAACAUGCGAGGCUUUAGGAUGGGUGGACAGCAGUUCCGGCAGUUCUUCACUGCUGGAUCCAGGUCGUCUCUGCUCGGGCCAGUUCCCAUGGGAAUGGCCAUCAAGUCCCCCAUGAUGAGAUUCCCAGCUUCUCGACAGUACCACCAGCAUGGUCGUUACUACAACAACAACAACCACCACAACCACCACAACAACAUCAACAUCAACACUGCAUCAGUCUCUACCUCCUCGUCUUCCAUCACUUCCGCAGACACUGCAGCUCGCCAGCCAGACAGGAAGAGGGACAGCGAGCAGAUGGCAGCAGGGAGCACAGACGACCAACCAGCUGCUAGCAGUACUGAUGAAGCCACUGGCGAGACUAUCGCAGAUGGUGCUGUAGGAGGAGUGGAUGAACCCGCACAGCCCUCCGAGGAGCAAUUUGAAGAACCUGUAGUUAAGAAGCAGAAGACCGAUGGGUCAGAGGAACCCGAAGUACAAUGUGUUGUUCAGACUGUCACCAUUGCAGAUACAGAUGGUGAAAUUCUGUCUUUAGGGUCUAGCAGCAACACAGACAGUCAGCCUGAAGACUGCCUCCUUCUGGAAGAAGGGUGCUCCACAGGGGGAUCAGAUGUUGUGGAGUCGCUGGAGGAGAGCAGAGCUGCUGAGUUGGACAGCUGCUUGUUGUCCCCGUCCCCAUCUGGCAAGCUGAGUGAGGAUGACCAGCAGGUUGAUUUACACUCAGAGGAGAUGCCACAUGGCAAAGUUGCCCCUUUGGUUUCAUCUGAGAACCAAGAAGAGGAGGAAGGCGAGGACGGUGCCGCGGAGGGCAACAACAAGUUCUACUGCUAUCUCUGCAGCAUUACCUGCCACAACCAGCAAAACUUCAGGAGUCAUAUGAGCAGUGUCUCCCACCAGCAAAGGAUGAUGGAGAUCCAACACAUGAGCAAUGCUUGUCUGGUCACCCUGCUGCCACGAGCGCAGGAGUCUCUACAGGAAGCCAACAAAGAUGGAGAAAAGAGGCCCGACUCGAAGCACUGGUGUGCCAAGUGUCAGACCAACUUCACCAGUAGCAUCACGGAACACCGGCGCACCGAGGAGCACAAACUUGCCAGCAGAACAGCCAUCUCCUCCUGCACAGUCUGCAAGAAACACUUCAGGACCACCCAGACAUUUGUGGAGCACUUGCAGUCCCAGGAGCACAGACAGAACCUGGAGACGCUCCAGGAACAGGAGGGCUGUGCGCUGGACACAGACGGCUUCUCAUUGGAAGAGUUGGAGUGCAGUGACAUGGGGGAGGACAGACUGACUGAACGGGAUGACUGGUCCUGUCUUGAAGAAGUGACUUUAAAGGACAUGGCCAGUGAUGAGCAGUAUGACUCUAACACAGUCUACGGGUCCAGUUUUUUGGUUCCAGUAGCAGGUUUUAUCUGCAGACUCUGUAACAAGUUCUAUAACUUUGAAUCUUCUGCCCUCCACACCCACUGCAAAACAAUGAAGCACUUCGAGAACCUCAAGAAGUACAGCGAGUUGCUGAGUCAAAAGAAGGAAGCUGUUGAAUCUUCCAGAGAGUCUCUCCUAGCUGCAGACAGUCUCAGGCCAAUAACAGAAACCACCACAGACCAACCACAGAAUUCCCUCUCUGAUGAAACUGGUUUGGUGACAAACCUAAACUCCAUGCAGCCUAUCGUUGCACUCAGCCAAGUGGUCAUGAAGACAGAAAACCAGCAACAGGAGGAGGAAGCAGAACCUGAGCAAGACUCGCAGGACUCCAUCAGCAUCUCAGCGACUAGCACAGGCAACACAGAGCAAGAGCUCAGCCUCGACAUGAAGGCGGAAGAGAGUACACCCCAGGUGUCUGUGGUUCUGGAGAGUCCAGCUGAACUCCCUGCUGGUAGCGGAGAGGAGGCAGAGGCCGAGAUAAAGGCCGAGCCAGAGACCGAGAUAAAGGCCGAGACAGAGAUGGAGGCCGAGACAGAGAUGGAGCCGGAAGCAAAGGCCGAGAUGGAGCCGGAAGCAAAGGCCGAGACAGAGAUGGAGCCGGAGGCAAAGGCCGAGGCAGAGAUGGAGCCAGAGGCAAAUAUAGAGACAGAGAUGGAGCCGGAGGCAAAGGGAGAGGCCGAGCCAGAGAUGGAGCCAGAGGGCGAGGCAGAGGGCGAGCCAGAGACAGAGAUGGAGCCAGAGGGCGAGGCAGAGGGCGAGCCAGAGACAGAGAUGGAGGCCGAGCCGGAGACGGAGCCAGAGGCCGAGGCAGCAGUUGUUGAGGAUGCGCAUGUAGAGGAAGAGGAGAAGGACGCUCCUGCUGUCCUCGCUAAAAAGAAGGGGUGGGAAAUUAACGCCGGACGGCUGUCGCAUACAUGGUCAAUCAGUGACAGGUGGGUAAGUAUCUUAAUGUUGGCUCUGUGAGAGGAUUGUUGCUCCUGAGUAGUAUAAUUUCCAGCCUAACCUUUUUUUUUAAAGAUUUCAGCGAUCAGAAUGAGAUCAUUAAAAUGUAAGUGCAUGUAGCUCAGAACCAACCCUUUUUCUUCCAUUGUUACUAAUUUGUAAAAACUGCAUUAAUGUUUCCUGAAAUAUUAAAAUGUAAAUGAGAAACUGUCGUGGAUACCCACUAAAAAAAACACAUCACCAGGUGAAACAUACUGUGUCCCAAUUCCACAAUUUGAAAUGUAAACCGGUUCUGAGCAGGUAGCGUGUUAAAUUGAUAGUGAAGCCUACUCAAACAAGUAAUUUGCACCAAUCUGCCGUAAUGCAGUCCAUUGUGAAUAACAAAUAGAAUUUUGGGUAAAGCGGUUUUGUUAGUCGCCUUGUAACAACGACCGGGUGGAUUGCCAUGUGAGUUGAUGCAGACACUCCUCUCGGUCAGGAUGGAUUGUAGUUACUUCAGACGCCCCUUCACUUUCCAUCUAGCGUCGUCAUCAGAUCUAAAUUUCAAUUUAUUAAUGCUGUGUUUAGAUGGUGAACAUGGUAAACAUUCUACAAACUUUAACAGCCACAUGUUGACCUGAGGUUUCGGCUCAAAGCGCCACGAUGCUGAAGUUGAACCUCACGCCGCUGUGAGCAUGGCUGAAAACUUGUUUGUAUAAUAUUUGCAAAAGCAGUACACCACCACACUCGUACUGUAUUCAAGUAGAAUGGGAUUGGGACACAUGGAUGUUAAAUUAUAGAAGCUAAAUGAGCAGAUUUAAUAUAUACAGUAUUUAAGGGGUAUGAAGAGUUUUCUAAGCAUGCAAGAAAAAAGGAAAUAUGAGAAAUCUAUAUUUGUUAGGUUAGCUGCAAGAAAAAAUCUGAUUUCUUUCCCCUAACUUUCUAAUAUACUAAUUAACUAUUAAAAUGGCUGGAAUUGCUUCUGGCCCUUAAAUUAAGAUGGGUUUAAGAAAAGAAGGGGCUGGUAGAUCUGUCUACAAGUCUGUGAAACUGGCUCGCCAAAGUUAAUUUCCCACCCUGGUGUCCUCAAGGAUCAGAAGGUUAAUUGUCAGAUGUUUAAUUAUCUAGCCAGCUAGAUGAAACGAUAAUUAACUUCAUAUAAUCUUUCAACAUUGCUCACAACUUGGCCCCUGCUUAUAGCAAGCUGAACUGUAGACUAAUGGAUUGACGUAUUGGAGCAGGUGGUUUAAGGAAAGUGUUGGGAUAGGACUUUGGCUCGAGUUCUGAGAAAUGCUGAACCCUGAAACUGAUCAUAGCUUUGUUCAAGGCAUCUCAUUAUCCGUUUUAUUUUUUGACAUUUUGGGUUCCAGUUGAUGUUGUGUACGGAGCACAAUAUGUGUCAGCAGCUGUGGCCUUCUCACUGAACUUGUCAGAAUUUGGAAAUGUUUUUUUGUAUAAUUAAAUGUUUAAAAUGUGUUUUGGUUUCAACACUAUCUCUAGGAGCUGGAUAUCGUAUUGAGCACCGAGCAACCGUCUAAAAACCCUUUUACAUCUGCGCACCGUCAUGUGACAAUUGAUAAAGAAGCCCUUGUGUUCAUGAAACGUGCUCUAAAAUGAUGUUCAGCUCAAAGCUGCAGUGUGCGCUUUGCUUAUUCUUACAUUUGAAAGCUCGUCAGUCAAGGCGGGACUUUUGAAAAACAAAGUUCCUUCCAUUUCCUUUGACUUACAGUGCUGUUAGUAGUAGUAGUUGCUUGUUUCUUCGAAUUUACCAUGGCAUUGAUUUGUAUUAAUGUUUUGUUUUGCACUGGAUAGAUGGAAUCACAGUUGACUUCAUGGAAGGAAGAGAAAUCAUGGAACGUCUGUUGUGAGCUUCAAACUCUUGAUUUUGAGCAGCAGUCGCACAGCAAAUUAUCCCAGUUGCCGAUUCUACAAAUGCAUAACUCUAGUUCCGGCAUUAACGAGGCUUCAAGGCUAGUGUGCUGUUCUGGAUACAUUUCAUCCUCUGUAUUAGAAGGAUAUUUUAAACCACCAAAGCGGUUGUCUGAUGCAUGUCGAAACUUUUGUAGUCCUAGUGGCAACUGUCACAGGACUAGUACUGCGUCAUCUCCUGUCUGAAGGAACGAGGCAUGAAGCUAUUCUUUGAGAGCAGGAGGGAGAACAUGACAUGUAAAGGAUCAUUUCAAACACAGCUGUUUGUUUCUUAAUGUAUUUUUAUUCCGCUACUGACUAAAUUGAGAUGAACAAACAGGUGUUGUUUUCUAACUGCUGGAAGUUGUAUGUAUUUUGGGGAUUUUUUUUUGUUUUUUGUUUUGGGGGGGGUCAUUUUAAUUUCUAUUAAAAUGUCAAUUCCCACACUGA
Pseudoliparis swirei is the source of this 5213-nucleotide messenger RNA. It is a transcript of the gene ciz1a, whose product is annotated as cdkn1a interacting zinc finger protein 1a. Bases 204 to 2897 code for a protein of 897 amino acids. NCBI's taxonomy places the organism in Eukaryota, Metazoa, Chordata, Actinopteri, Perciformes, Liparidae. Gene Ontology annotation, molecular function: zinc ion binding; nucleic acid binding. The transcript is spliced from 17 exons. Gene Ontology annotation, cellular component: nucleus. The record is from RefSeq and is a predicted model, not a curated record.